AGGAGCUCAGGUGCAUGCAAUACCAGGAUCCACCACUUCCCAGACCUCACUUAAGGGUUGGUAGUGAAGGCAAUAGUAUCUUGUUGGAGUUCCCUGUAUGCCUGAGGCCUUCUAAAGGGAUAACUUACCUUGACCAUGCAGGUUCAACACUUUUCCCUGAAAGUCUACUUAAAGCUUUUACAGAUGACCUCAGAAACAAUGUUUAUAGCAACCCUCAUAGUCAGAACAUCAGCAGCAAACUGACAUAUGACACAAUUGAGCAUGUCCGAUGCAGAAUAUUACAACAUUUUCACACUACAUCUGAAGAUUAUACUGUCAUUUUCACAUCUGGAUGUACGGCUGCACUUAAACUGGUAGCAGAAGUAUUCCCAUGGGUACCUGAAGGCACAAAGCAACCGAGUAGUCGAUUCUGUUACCUAACUGACAGCCACACAUCUGUGGUGGGUAUGAGGGGCAUAACUGCCUCAAUGAAUGUAUUAUCUGUUCCAGUAAAACCAAAGGAUAAAUUCUUAUUGGAGAAAGACUGGUUACCAGCUGAAGAACGAAACUGCACAACACCUCAUCUUUUCUCUUAUCCAGCUCAAAGCAAUUUUUCUGGUACCAAAUAUCCCCUUUCAUGGAUACGAGACAUAAAGUCUGGAAAACUCUGCCCUGUCAAAAUACCAGGGAAGUGGUUUGUUCUACUAGAUGCUGCCUCAUACGUGAGCAGCUCUCCAUUAGACUUGGGAGUUCACCAAGCUGACUUUAUCCCCAUUUCAUUCUACAAAAUCUUUGGAUUCCCUACUGGUUUAGGAGCUUUACUGGUAAACAACCAGAUUGCCCCCCUCUUGAGGAAAACCUAUUUUGGAGGUGGAACUGCAGCUGCCUACCUCGCAGGAGAAGACUUUUACUUCCCAAAGAAGUCUAUAGCAGAAAGGUAAGGCUUUGUUUAACAAAACUUUGUUUAUUCUGUUUGCUUUAGACAAAUGUCUUAGUGUUGGAGCAUGCACUCCUCUCUGGUAACUGUGUUGCUUUAUGCAGUUAGAUAAGCACUUCACAUCCAACUCUAUUUUCUUAUUUUCAUAUCUAAAAGAUGUUAUCUGAAAUAUCCAACUUCCUUCCUUGAUCUACGUUGUCACAACUGGAUAAAAUCAAUCAUCAAUCCUUGCAUUUUUUAAAUUUUAUGUGAGGUACCUCAACAGAACCCUGAUUUGUUUUUGAAGGUCUGCAGCUGGAGCAGACAGGCCGCGAUUGAUCAUACUGUGAUGACCCACAAUGAAAAUGGAAAGUAAGGGCCAUAGAUUUCACUGGCAAGAUGGCAUGCUUUACUCUUAGUAGAAGUUUUA
Phasianus colchicus (ring-necked pheasant) is the source of this 1325-nucleotide messenger RNA. NCBI's taxonomy places the organism in Eukaryota, Metazoa, Chordata, Aves, Galliformes, Phasianidae. The record is from RefSeq and is a predicted model, not a curated record.